GUACUUGUUGGACAAGGCCGAGACUUGUAAUCAUCCACUUGAAAAGGUACAGGGAAAUAAUCGUGCGGCGCCACCGCCGCUGCCCUCGUAUAUAAAUGGAAGUUGCACCCUAAUUAAGCCCGAAUUCCAACCAGGGACAGUCCGGGAAGAAAUUCCCGAAUAUGCACAUUCGGCCGUUCGUUGUCUCCGCUGGUGGAUUCUAAGAGCAUUAGCCCUAAACCCUUUGAACUAUAGUGCGGUCAAGAAGAAGAUCUUACCCUUUAGAUUUGACCGCAGCAUUAUCUCGCUGCAACGCUGAUUGUACACAAUUAUUCGAUUAAAUGGACGAAGAGGAAGAAGAUAGGGCUUUAUUGAACACUUUAGGUGUCACGUCUGCCAACCCUGAAGACAUUGAACGUGAUAUCCUAGAUAAGGCAAGGAGAGAUGCAGGAGAUGGCACUCAAGCUUCUGGAGCUAGUGAAGAGGAAAAUGCUGCUGAUGAAUCAAAGAAGAAUGAAUCAACUACUUCAGAUCAUGGGAAGUUGGUUAAUAAAUUGAGAGCAGUUGAACUUGAAAUAGAUGCUGUCAAAGCUGCUGUGAAACAGUUCAAAAACAUUAAGAGAGAUGAGGAUUGCCCUCCUGAUGGCGAUGACAAAACGGAAUUGGGAAAUGAAGAAGUGGGAAGAAAUAGUUUUCACACAUCUUCAAAUGAUUUAGCCAUUCAGCAUGCUCUUGCUUCUGAUCGUUUAAAAACGCUGAAAAAAACAAGGGCUGAACUGAAGAAAGAUAUUUCUAAUUAUUCUGUGAAUGCUGAGGAUGACAGGCUGAUUAGAAAUCUCAUAAAGGAAGAGCCUAAAUCCAAAAGAUUGUUGAAGGAAGUUGAGAAACCAACCCAGAAUAAGAAGAAACAAAUUAAAAAAGCUUCAUUGAUUGAAGACGAAGACUUUGAUGCUGUUUUAAAUGCAGCAUCUGCUGGAUUCGUGGAAACUGAAAGAGACGAGUUAAUUAGAAAAGGUAUCUUGACUCCUUUUCACAAGCUGCAAGGCUAUGAGCGCCGUAUUCAAGAGCCUGGGCCAUCCAGCAGACAAGUGGUGUCACAGGAUGUAAUUGGAAAUAGUGAUCUGGCUUCAUCAAGCAUAGCAAAAGCUGUGAAGUCGAUGUCUGAGGCUUUGCAAACUCGACCAACAACAAAAAUUCUUGAUCCUGAAUUAGCUCCAAGAGUUGAUGCACCCAGCCUCCCUUUUAAAAGACUAAAUAAACCUAUGAAGAUUCCUCGGUUCCUUGACUUGGAAUGUGAUAAGGACAUAGACACCAAGAGGAAGAGGAGAAGGCCUUUACCUGGUAAGAAGUGGAGGAAGUUGGUCUCUCGUGAGGAAAAACUCGAGGAAUAUCAGGAGGAAAAAUCCCCUGAGGAAGGCGAUUGGAAGUCCUCCAGUGAUGAUGAAGAUGGCAGCCAUGAAAAUGUAGAAGACAUGAACGAUGAAGGGACACCUUUUGUUACUCUUGAGGGGGGAUUGAAAAUCCCAGAAACAAUUUUUAACAAACUAUUUGACUAUCAAAAGGUUGGUGUACAAUGGUUAUGGGAACUUCACUGUCAAAGAGCUGGUGGAAUUAUUGGGGAUGAGAUGGGUCUUGGUAAGACAAUACAGGUUUUAUCUUUCCUUGGAUCAUUGGAUUUCAGUGGUAUGUACAAACCGAGCAUCAUAAUUUGUCCAGUCACACUCCUGCGACAGUGGAAACGUGAAGCUAAAAAAUGGUAUCCAGGCUUUCAUGUAGAGUUGUUACAUGAUUCUGCUCAGGAAAUAUCCAGCAGGAAAAAGAGUACCAGAAAAAACAAAAGUGACGACGAAAGUGAAGAUUAUAUGGACAGUGAUCAGGAAGAAAAACCAUCAACUAAAAAUACCAAAAAGUGGGAUUCGUUAAUCAACCGUAUUUUGAGAUCAAAAUCUGGCCUACUAAUAACUACAUACGAGCAACUUCGUCUACAUGGUGACAAAUUGCUUGAUAUUGAAUGGGGAUAUGCUGUCCUAGAUGAAGGACAUCGCAUUCGAAAUCCAAAUGCUGAAAUUACUCUAGUUUGCAAACAGUUGCAAACUGUCCACCGCAUAAUAAUGACUGGUGCACCAAUUCAAAACAAACUGUCUGAAUUGUGGUCUUUAUUUGAUUUUGUGUUCCCUGGAAAGUUGGGUGUCCUUCCUGUAUUCGAGGCUGAGUUUGCCGUUCCAAUAUCUGUUGGUGGUUAUGCUAAUGCAACCCCUCUGCAAGUAUCUACUGCUUACAGAUGUGCUGUUGUCCUGCGUGACAUGAUCAUGCCCUAUCUUCUUCGGCGAAUGAAGGUAGAUGUUGAAGCACAACUUCCAAAGAAGACUGAACAUGUCCUCUUCUGCCGUCUUACCUCAGAGCAGCGAUCUGUGUACCGUGCAUUUCUAGCUAGCUCUGAGGUUGAACAGAUCUUUGAUGGUAGCAAGAAUUCACUUUCUGGAAUUGAUGUGAUGCGUAAAAUCUGCAACCAUCCUGAUCUUCUUGAGAGAGAACACUGUCAUGGGAAUCCAGAUUAUGGGAACCCCAAACGCAGUGGCAAAAUGAAAGUUGUUGCAGAAGUGCUUAAAGUUUGGAAGGAGCAAGGACACCGAGUUCUAUUUUUUGCACAAACACAGCAGAUGCUUGAUAUUAUUGAGAAUUUUUUGAUUGCUGAUGGCUAUAGUUACAGAAGAAUGGACGGUCUGACACCUGUCAAACAAAGGAUGGCUCUGAUAGAUGAAUUCAACUGUACAGAUGAUGUGUUCAUAUUUAUUUUGACAACCAAAGUUGGUGGACUUGGAACAAAUUUAACAGGUGCUAACAGAGUGAUCAUUUUUGAUCCUGACUGGAAUCCCUCAACCGAUAUGCAGGCUCGAGAGCGGGCUUGGCGUAUUGGUCAGAAGAAGGAUGUCAUAGUUUAUCGAUUGAUUACCCGUGGGACUAUUGAAGAAAAAGUUUAUCAAAGACAGAUAUAUAAACAUUUUCUCACCAAUAAAAUACUGAAAAAUCCACAGCAGAGAAGAUUCUUCAAAGCCCGUGAUAUGAAGGAUCUUUUCACAUUAAAUGAUGACGGUGAAGAUGGCUCUACUGAAACAUUUAGCAUAUUCAGCCAGCUAUCCAAUGUAGUUACUGUUGUUGGCUCUCACCAAGAUAAGCAGGAAGAACCAAAACACAUGAACCCUGGCACCUCAGAUACUGAUGCUUUGGCAGCUGAAUCAGGAGGUAAUUUGGUGGGUGAAAAUGCGAUUGAAGACAAAGCCACUGGUGUCCAUACAAAAGUAGAUGAAGAAACAAAUUUCCUGCAGAGUCUGUUUGAAGCACAUGGGAUCCAUAGUGCCAUGAACCAUGAUGCAAUCAUGAGUGCUCAUGAUGAAGACAAGAUGAAAGUUGAGGAGCAUGCCUCAAAAGUUGCACAAAGAGCUGCAGAAGCAUUGCGACAGUCACGGAUACUUCGCAGAAGGGAAAGCAUUUCUGUUCCAACCUGGACCGGAAGAUCAGGAGCAGCUGGUGGGCCAUCAUCCGUGAAAAGGAAGUUUGGUUCUACCAUUAAUUCUCAAUUGGUAAACACUUCAAGAACUGACGAAGUCCCAAAUAACGAUGCCACCAGGCUAAGUGGAAUUGCUGCCGGGACAUCUUCUGGUAAAGCAUUAUCUUCAGCAGAGUUACUAGCACGGAUCAGAGGGAACCAAGAAAAUGCUGUCAGUGAUGGACUUGAGCAUCAAUUUGUCAUUGGUACGUCCACCAACAGGAGAGAACGGCCCAUGGCUAAUGGAGCUUCUCAGUCAUCAAGCAAGAGCGAAGUACUGCCAGAACUUCUCAUUCGUCAAAUUUGUACGUUUAUUCAACGGCAAGGUGGAAGAACAAGUUCAACCAGAAUAGUGGAUCACUUCAGAGACAGGAUACCAUCAAAAGAUCUGCCUUUGUUCAAGAAUCUACUGAAGGAGAUAGCAACCCUAGAGAAAAAUCAAGAUGGAUCCCAUUGGGUUCUGAAGCCAGAAUAUCAUGAUCAAUAAUGCAGUGUGGAGCUGUUGCUUCUUCAUAUUCUCAUUUUGCCUUGUGAUUUUAUGGUGGAAAAACCAGUGCACAACACCAAGUCGUAAUCAACAACCUUAGAAGUUUCUCCCGAGGAUUGAGCUAUUGAUGUCUUAAUGUUGAGUAUUAUGAGGUUAGUGUUCACUGGCAUAUUCUUGGUGGAGAACUAUAAAGAUCAAAAAAUAUAUAAGAUUUGUGUUUAAAUAUGUGCGCGCAUAUAUCUGCAUAUAUAUUCCUUAUUGGAUUUGGAUAAUAGUUGAUAAUGAAUAGUUGUAGAUCUACACAUAUGACAUAGCCAGCCAUUGCCUGGGGCUUUCCAGUAUCAAAGGAGUGCGCGCAUGUAUCUGCAUAUAUAUUCCUUAUUGGAUUUGGAUAAUAGUUGAUAAUGAAUAGUUGUAGAUCUACACAUAUGACAUAGCCAGCCAUUGCCUGGGGCUUUCCAGUAUCAAAGGACCACAAAAGUCCUCAGGAUUGAGCUGUUCCACGCUCAGCCCAAUUAGCAUGGACUGUGUCCCGAGGCCAAGGAUAAGUUUGGAAUUUUGAGAUUUUUGCUUCAUGUCGAUGACAUGGAUGAGUCGGGUCAUCUGCCGGGGGUGGGCAGUGGUAGAUGGGGACAUUCUUUAGAUGAUCACAUUUGCAAAUGAUGAGAAAGAUGGGCAGGGAUGAGUAAUUUGUUGAUAAGUGUUUUAAUGCAAGCAAUUAUUGUGCUUAGCUUUGCUUCUUUGAUUGUAGCACUGGAUAGGCAUUAUUGCCAUAUGUUAUAUUUUUUUUAAUUAUUGUAUACAUUUAUUGAAAAUAAUUGUGCUAUGUUUGGCAAUAUAUAAGCCCCUACUAUUAAUCAUAUUAAUUUUUGAGAAAUUGUAUGAAAACGAAAGAA
Messenger RNA from Andrographis paniculata, 4909 nucleotides. Its product is annotated as protein CHROMATIN REMODELING 8. Gene Ontology annotation, molecular function: ATP binding; ATP-dependent chromatin remodeler activity. The record is from RefSeq and is a predicted model, not a curated record. Gene Ontology annotation, biological process: transcription-coupled nucleotide-excision repair. Bases 321 to 4013 code for a protein of 1230 amino acids. The transcript has 9 exons. Lineage: Eukaryota; Viridiplantae; Streptophyta; Magnoliopsida; Lamiales; Acanthaceae. Gene Ontology annotation, cellular component: nucleus.